Molecule: messenger RNA, 1401 nt
Organism: Guillardia theta CCMP2712
Lineage: Eukaryota; Cryptophyceae; Pyrenomonadales; Geminigeraceae
Exons: 10
Coding region: 1-1401 (466 amino acids)
Biological process (GO): transcription initiation at RNA polymerase III promoter; 5S class rRNA transcription by RNA polymerase III
Cellular component (GO): transcription factor TFIIIC complex
Molecular function (GO): DNA binding
Source: RefSeq, a predicted model, not a curated record
AUGAACGCCCUCCCUUCCUUCUACUCGCUCCUCUCGCGCUUCUCCAAGGAGGAUGUAGAGUUCGCCACUCAGAGCCUCCAGCAACUCGGGGUCAUGGUCAAGAGGAAGAGGACAGAGCUCAACUUCGCGCUCUCGCAUGCAACCGAGAAGCUGCUGCAUCCCUCCAGCUGCUUCCGCCGUGUCCAGCAGGAGGUUCAGCAGUCGCUCGGGCAGGACCUGCAGCCGUUUCUCAGCUCAUCCGACCUCAUGUCCAAGUGCCGGGGAGGAGAAGUCGCGAGCUUCCUGCUGCUCCAGCUCAAGGGGCUGGUGGAGGCGCUAGCACAGGUCCCGCCUGACAUCCUCGACGAUGGGAAGAGGAGGAGGACGGAGGAGGGGGAGGGAGAGGAGCAGCGGAGGAACGGAGGAGGAGGAGGAGGAGGAGGAGGAAUUUCCUCGCACAUCCUUCAGACGAUGUCGGAGGGACUCCAGGCAGGGAAGGGGGAGGACUUGGAGCAGCCCCUGCCUGAGUGCGUCAUCGUGCUCGAGAACAACUGUGACUCCUCUUCCUCCAUCUUCGGCCCCUUCGGCAGCACCGACGACUCCAUAGCCUGCUACCUCACGGACUUGUGUGGUGCCGGUGAAGAGGACGAGGAGGAUGGACAGCAGGAGGAUGCAGCCGACCUGCUGCUUCUUCCUUUCUGGAGGCGAGAUGGCAAGAAGGACGAGAAGGAGAACGAGGAGGAGAGGAGGAGGGCAAUGCUGUGGCUGGAGAAACUUUCGUGCUGGAUAGCAGAGGAGAAGGAGGAGGGGGCUUCGGUGCAGCAGCUGCAGCAGCGCGCUGAAGGAGAAAUGACAGCCGUCGGACCUUGGCCGGGAGAAGUCGUGGAGGUGGGGGGGAUGGUGGAGAAGAAGUUAGUGGCAAAGAAGCACUCGAGCAUCUGGAUGAUGGAGACGGAGGACGCUCCUCCUGCCCAGGCUGCUGGGGACGCGGAGCAGGCGGGCGCUGACAUGGGAGCGUCCCGGAGGGCAGCAGAGGCGCUGCGGGACCCACAGGUGCUUGUGCCAUGGUUCACGGUGAAGGGCGAGGAGAACGAGGAGGCGCUAGAGGCGCUGAAAGCUUCAGUGUGCGAGCGCGUCUGGCAGAACCCUGGGAUCCCCGAGUCUCAUCUGAGAAGCAGAUAUUUCAUGCUGAACCCGAGAACUCUCGGGGACGUGCUCGUCAUCCUCGAAGCGGAAGGCAAGGUCGAGGUCCGAGCUCUCCACGUCCCACAGUGCUCGCUCGCUUCUCCUCCCCUCCCGACCAUCUUCGAGUCGUAUGCGAGAGCCUCGGAGUUCGGAGGAAGCUUCUCCGCCGCCAACCCCUCCGUGUCUCGAGAGAGGUACCUCUACCCCAAGCGCGUGUCCUUCAAGCCCCUUCUCUGA